Molecule: messenger RNA, 987 nt
Organism: Canariomyces notabilis
Lineage: Eukaryota; Fungi; Ascomycota; Sordariomycetes; Sordariales; Chaetomiaceae
Product: carbohydrate-binding module family 1 protein
Exons: 3
Coding region: 1-987 (328 amino acids)
Biological process (GO): carbohydrate metabolic process
Cellular component (GO): extracellular region
Molecular function (GO): cellulose binding
Source: RefSeq, a predicted model, not a curated record
AUGAAGUCAACAUUCCUCGCUGCCCUAACGGCCAUCGCCGCCCGCGAAGUAGCCAGUCACGCCACCUUCCAACAGCUGUGGCACGGCUCCUCCUGCGUACGCACACCCGCCUCCAACUCCCCCGUAACCAACGUCGGCAGCCGGGACUUCGUGUGCAACGUGGGCGCGCGGGCGGUCAGCGGGAAAUGCCCCGUGCGAGCCGGCGGCACCGUGACCGUAGAAAUGCACCAGCAGCCCGGCGACCGGAACUGCCGGAAUGAGGCCAUCGGCGGCGCCCACUGGGGUCCCGUGCAGGUCUACCUCACCAAAGUGCCCGACGCGACCAAAGCCGACGGCUCGACGGGCUGGUUCAAGAUUUUCUCCAAUUCCUGGUCCAAAAAGGCCGGCGGCAACUCCGGAGAUGACGAUAACUGGGGCACGCGUGAUCUUAGUGCCUGCUGCGGCAGGAUGGACGUGAAAAUCCCAGCUGACAUCCCCUCGGGCGAUUACUUGCUUCGUGCUGAGGCGCUGGCGCUGCACACGGCCGGCCAGGCGGGGGGCGCCCAGUUUUAUAUGAGCUGCUAUCAGAUUACUGUGGAGGGUGGCGGCAAUGCCAGCCCGGCAACGGUCAAGUUCCCCGGGGCUUAUAGUGCUAAUGACCCCGGCAUCAGGGUCAACAUCCACGCCCCGCUCAGCACCUAUGUCGCUCCGGGACCGGCGGUCUAUUCGGGCGGUACCGUCAAGACGCCUGGAUCUGGCUGUGCCGGCUGCGAGUCGAGCUGCAAGGUCGGCUCGUCGCCUACCGCUAUCGCCCCGGCUGCUGGCGGCGGCGGCGCCGCUUCACCGGAUGGGGGAGCCGCCGCGCCGUCUGAGCCUCAGGCGUGCGCUGUCCAGGCGUUCGGCCAGUGUGGUGGAAACGGCUACACGGGGUGCACCCAAUGCGCCGCUGGCUACACUUGCAAGGCGGUCUCGCCGCCGUACUAUUCGCAGUGUGUUGCCGGGGCCUAA